AAAGAUGGCAGAUUCCACUACUGGUAAACGGGAUUGGUAUAUUGCAAAACUUGAAGAGGAACCUGAAGAAAUAGAGACCUUAGCCUCAAAGAAGAAACCUAGGUCAGAUGAUCAUGUGAGCAGCAGUUGCAUUGAUUCUGUUUCAGGGCUUGUUAUGCCAAGGCCAGACUGUGAAGUUACUUGUAAGGUCGCAUCCUCUUCAUCCCAGUCGGUUACAUCUGUAAGCAUUUUACAGCAUGAAGCAUCAUCCAGUUCCUUACCCUCUUUAGGUUUGAAGCCUGAAGGUUGCCUUGCAACAGUGACUCUUCACACUGAAGAGGUAGGUAAAAGUGAGAGCUUGCAAGAAGCUGUUUGCCGAGAAGGAAAAGAAGAAGGAGUUGUAAAAUUACCUUGUGAAGACCAAACUGAAGAUGCAGGAGACAGACAGGACGUAUCAAGUGAAAGGUCACAGAAGACACAAGUUCUUGUCGGACUGAAAGAGACUGAUGUAGGCAUUGUAGAGUAUAUGUCUGAUCAUGAAGGUGUCCCUGGAAUUCUGAAGCAGAGGUACCGGGACUUCCUUGUAAAUGAGAUCGAUGAGCAGGGUCAGGUUAUUCGACUUACUGAUAUGAAAUGCCCAGAGAAAAAAUCAAUUCUCCCAUUUGACCAUAAUGAAGUGUUGAGCAAAGAAGACCAAGAGAAACUGUCUGCACUGAAUGUAGAUCAAGACAAGAAAGCUGAAUAUGCUUUCCAGGUCACAGAUGAUAAAGAGCAGCGCACUAAAGUUCACCAGGCCAUCAGACAUCUAUUCCCAAAGCUUGAUAGCAGUACAGUGGAAGAAGGAGGCAAGAAGAUGGUUAAGGUUGUCAAGGGUAGUGGAGGUAAGUUAUUUUAUCAUAUUCAGGAUUUCAAUACUUGGCUAACCUUUUACCAGGGCAUCAGACAUUUGUUCUCAAAGCUUGAUAGCAUUAUGGUAAAAGUAAAUGGCAGGAAGAUGGUUAAGGUUUUCCAAGUGUAG
Messenger RNA from Lytechinus pictus (painted urchin), 997 nucleotides. RefSeq names its product pseudouridylate synthase 7 homolog. NCBI's taxonomy places the organism in Eukaryota, Metazoa, Echinodermata, Echinoidea, Temnopleuroida, Toxopneustidae. Gene Ontology annotation, cellular component: nucleus. Bases 5 to 997 code for a protein of 330 amino acids. Gene Ontology annotation, molecular function: RNA binding; pseudouridine synthase activity. Gene Ontology annotation, biological process: pseudouridine synthesis. The transcript has 4 exons. The record is from RefSeq and is a predicted model, not a curated record.